This is a messenger RNA of Entrophospora candida, 1323 nucleotides long. Lineage: Eukaryota; Fungi; Glomeromycota; Glomeromycetes; Entrophosporales; Entrophosporaceae. The record is from the annotation of a GenBank genome assembly.
AUGAAUCAAUAUUCUAUUAGUGAGAAUAGUCCUUUUAUAAUAGAUGAUGAAGAAGAGAAUGAGGAAUCUAUAUCACUCCAACCAGUAAAUUUUGCACCAUUAUUGCCUUCUACUGAUUCUAGUAGUAGCGAGUUUAUAAAGGAAAGUUCUAGAUUGGCAGCGUUACCAAAAGAUACGUUACAUAUUGUAUCACUAGAGCAUGAUGGUGUUGGUUUAUUAAAAAUGCCUAAUGAUGGUGGUUCUUUUUUUGAAAGUUUUCUAAAUAUGGCAAACAGUAUUAUAGGAGCUGUACUUACAAUUGUAGUUGACUGGACGAUAAGACUAUUAGUUUAUAAUUCUAAAUUAUCAGGAAGAAAUUCAUAUCAAGAUGUAGUGUAUUUUUGUUUUGGAAAAGGUGGCCAUAUUUCAAUAUCUUUAUUCCAAUUAGCAUUUGCAUUUGGUGGAAUGUGUGCAUUCUGUGUUAUUAUUGGCGACACAAUUCCUCACGUCAUCGCAUCAGUAUUUCCACAAAUUAUCGAUAUACCAAUAUUACGUUUGUUUACAGAUAGAUAUUUCAUAAUAAUUUUUUGUACCGCAUUUAUAUCAUAUCCAUUAUCAUUAUAUCGUGACAUAUCAAAAUUAGCCAAAGCAAGCGGAUUAGCUUUGAUCUCAAUGGUUAUUAUUGUAGCAAGUGUAGUGAUAGAAGGGCCUCAGGUUGAUGAUAGUUUGAAAGGUAAUCCAGACACAAGAUGGAAGUUUAUUCAACCACAAGUAUUUCAGCCAACAUUAAAACGAUUUGAAGCAGUGACGCAUUUAUCAACUGGAAUAUCCAUGCUUGCAUGUAUGCUAAUGGCAUUAUUUGGAUAUCUUGUAUUUACUGAUAAAACUCAAGGAAAUAUUUUAAAUAAUUUUCCUCAAAAUAAUUUUAUAAUAAAUAUUGCAAGAUUUUGUUUUGGAUUUAAUAUGUUUACAACAUUACCAUUAGAAGUGUUUGUUUGUAGAGAGGUGAUAAUAAAAUAUUAUUAUCCAAAUGAAAUGUAUUUAUUGAAACGUCAUGUUAUAAUAACGACAUUAUUAGUGGCCGGGGCAAUGUUUAUAUCGCUGUUGACUAAUGAUUUAGGAAUUGUUUUAGAGCUGACUGGAGGAUUUUCAGCAACAGCAUUAGCAUUCAUUCUACCACCUGCAUGCUUUUUAAAACUAACAUCUGGUAAAUGGUAUAGUAGGAAAAAAUUACCGGCAGUUGCAUGUGUUGGGUUUGGGGUCUCGGUUAUGAUAUUAAGUACCACAUUGAGCAUUACAAAAAUUAUCAAUAAUUAUCAUGAAGAACGAGAUUUAAAAAAGUAG